Messenger RNA from Vitis riparia (riverbank grape), 1745 nucleotides. Its product is annotated as serine carboxypeptidase II-3-like. The record is from RefSeq and is a predicted model, not a curated record. Gene Ontology annotation, biological process: proteolysis. Bases 5 to 1471 code for a protein of 488 amino acids. The transcript has 8 exons. Gene Ontology annotation, molecular function: serine-type carboxypeptidase activity. Lineage: Eukaryota; Viridiplantae; Streptophyta; Magnoliopsida; Vitales; Vitaceae. Gene Ontology annotation, cellular component: vacuole.
AAAUAUGAAGGCUGCGUUCUUUCUGACAUUACUUUCUCUUACUUGUCUUGUUGCCCUGGUGCAAUGCCAUGGAGGGAGCAGAUAUGAUCUGCUAGGGAAACUUAUGCAGGCUCAAAGGUCGAAGAGGCAGUCAGAGGGUCACUCAAUUGAGUCCAUGUCCACAGAGUAUUCACCAGUCUAUAUGGGGCCUCAAGAUGGGUUGAAGGAAGGUGAUAGGAUCCAAGCAUUGCCAGGGCAGCCCAAUGGGGUGAAUCUGGAUCAGUACUCGGGGUAUGUCACUGUUGACCCUCAGGCUGGGAGAGCACUCUUCUACUACUUUGUGGAGUCUCAGAACUCUUCUUCUAAGCCUCUUGUCUUGUGGCUUAAUGGAGGACCAGGAUGCUCCUCUUUAGGAUCUGGGGCAAUGAUGGAGCUGGGGCCAUUCCGAGUCAACAGUGAUGGCAAUACUCUCGCUUACAAUGAAUACGCAUGGAGCAAUGUGGCAAACAUCCUCUUCCUGGAGUCUCCUGCUGGGGUUGGAUUUUCUUAUUCAAAUACGACAUCAGACUACGACAAAAGUGGAGAUAAGCAGACUGCUGAAGACAACUACACCUUUCUUCUGAACUGGUUGGAAAGGUUUCCUGAGUACAAAACCAGAGAUUUCUUCAUCACCGGAGAAAGUUAUGCAGGGCACUACGUGCCUCAGCUCUCCCAGAAAAUCCUUCAAAACAACAAGAUCACCAACCAAACUGUCAUCAACCUAAAAGGAAUCGCUAUAGGGAAUGCAUGGAUAGACUAUGAGACAGGACUGAAGGGAAUGUACGACUUUUUCUGGACACACUCUCUAAUAUCCGACGAAAUCAAUGAGGGAAUCAACUUAAACUGCAAUUUUUCAUCUGAGACAACAAUCUCGGAUGCCUGUGAACAAUAUCUUUAUGAUGCAGAUGCAGCUAUAGGCUAUAUCUAUAUAUAUGACAUAUAUGCUCCCUUAUGCUCUCCAUCCUCAAACAGUACCCGACCGAUAUCAGUAUUUGAUCCAUGUUCCGAGGACUACAUCCAAACUUACUUGAACAUUCCUGGAGUGCAAAAAUCUAUGCAUGCAAACGUCACGAAUAUCCCAGGUCCAUGGGUGUCUUGCAACGACGCUAUUUUCUACGGUUGGAAGGACAUGCCAUUGACAGUGUUGCCAGUGAUUGAGGAGCUCAUGGUCAGUGGGAUAAGUGUUUGGAUCUAUAGUGGUGACACAGAUGGUAGAGUGCCAACAACAUCGACCCGCUACUCCAUAAACAAUCUUGGAACAUCGGUUAAGACUCCAUGGUACCCCUGGUACACCCAAGGCGAGGUCGGCGGAUAUGCGGUAGGAUACAAAAACCUAUCAUUUGUGACCAUAAGAGGAGCUGGACACUUUGUUCCAAGUUACCAACCAGCCAGGGCUCUUGCCUUCUUCUCAUCCUUCUUGGCCGGAAAGCUUCCAUCUGCAGAUGAACCCUAAACAAAGAAAUUCAUCACUAAUUGAAUUUCCUUUUUAUUGUUCCAUGAAUUACAUUACCAGAAUUUUUUUUACUUAAUUUCGUAUCCCGUUAUGAUUCAAAUAAGAACAAAGUCCAAAUUGUGCAUGGCACCCAGUGAGGGACUAUUCAAAUGGAUAAAUUUAUCAAUGGUGUGCUCAACAAAAAUUGUCGACACCAUUCUUCCAGAUGUUCAACUUUGACAUCGUGGACUUUCCACGAGCAAUUAACGUGGCCAAAUGGGAUGAUUUUUGUUCA